AUGGAGAUCCUAAUACAGCUUUUGAAGCCAUUUCUAUUCAUUUACCAAUUUUUUGAGAGGAUCUUUUGGUCAGGUCUUAAUGAAAGGAGUAUACUUGGCCUCAUACUAAAUUUUUGGGCCAACUUCGGUCCCGUAUUCAUUUGGUUACUUAUAUUUAAAAAUGCAGGAUUAAUACCUCACUCGAUACGUCCCACUAUACACGUGGCUUUACCGUAUCACAUUGACACGUUUAUGUUUUCAUCAUGGCUUGGUGCUAUUAUUUGCAUUCCAAGUUUCAUAAUAAUUGGCUGGUUAAUGUAUGUGGGGAUCUAUAAACAGAAAGGAAAGACAGGUAUUGCUUUGUCAAAGUACUUACCAUUGAAGGGAGAAGUUAAUGAGGAGGUUGCAUCAGAAGAGGGAAGUUCAUCAUUUGACAUUGAGAUGGACUCAUUUGAUGGAAGUGGUGAUUUGGAGGCGGGGACAAUUUCGUCAUCCGUCAAGCCACCACCAGAGACUAAUUUUCAAAAUGAUAUACAUAUCAAUAACUUAACCUUUUUCCAACCACUCGAUACAAGCGUUGUUAAUAACAUGGCCAUGACUGUCAAUGAAAAGAUUGCUGAAAAACAACAACAAUAUGGUUAUAACUGGAAGAUUCCUCGCAAUUGUUGGUAUUUGUCAGCCCCAGUACUACUAGCCACUUGCUGGUUUAUUCUUAAUAUUGAUUACUGGUUUAGAGAACCCAUUCGUACAUGGAAAGAUUUACUUGCAUGGGCAUCAUAUGUAUUAGGACAUAUUACUGUCCCAAUAAUAACGGCAGUAUGGCUUUAUGUAUUCCAUGCUCCGGGAGUAUUAAAAUCCUACGGAUGGGCCCUUGGGUUUCAAAAUAUCUGUGGUGUGCUCACUCACUUGUUGUUUCCAUGUGCACCACCAUGGUUCAUUCACUUGAAUGGGGAAGAUGCGGCCGCUAAUUAUGAUUUACCUGGAUACGCUGCAGGGUUAACCCGUGUUGAUGUCGCGUUAGGUACGCACUUGAAUAGCAAAGGUUUCCAUGCGUCACCAAUAGUAUUUGGAGCAGUUCCAAGUUUACACUCAGCCAUGGCAGUGAUGACAUUCCUUUUUGUUUCAUAUUAUGCUCGGUGGACUGUAGUUAAACUAAUUGCAUUUGCAUUUGUUGUUUUGCAAUGGUGGGCAACAAUCUACUUGGAUCAUCAUUGGAGAUUGGACCUCUUUGUUGGAAUGUGUUAUGCAUUGAUUUGGUUUUCAAUCAUGUAUAAAUUACGUUUGGCAAAAGUUAAUGAAUCAUUUUUGCAACUGAGAUUGCUGUAUAAUUUUGCAAAGGGAAGUACUAUGGGAAUGAGGGUAUUCCGAAACACUAAAUUGCAAUGGUUUUUUGAUCCACUUAGUUAA
Molecule: messenger RNA, 1386 nt
Organism: Lodderomyces orthopsilosis Co 90-125
Lineage: Eukaryota; Fungi; Ascomycota; Pichiomycetes; Serinales; Debaryomycetaceae
Gene: IPT1
Product: inositolphosphotransferase
Exons: 1
Coding region: 1-1386 (461 amino acids)
Biological process (GO): inositol phosphoceramide metabolic process; sphingolipid biosynthetic process
Cellular component (GO): inositol phosphoceramide synthase complex
Molecular function (GO): inositol phosphoceramide synthase activity
Source: RefSeq, a predicted model, not a curated record